Thelazia callipaeda (thelaziosis nematode) is the source of this 1983-nucleotide messenger RNA. The record is from the annotation of a GenBank genome assembly. Lineage: Eukaryota; Metazoa; Nematoda; Chromadorea; Rhabditida; Thelaziidae.
AUGAAUAAUUCGCGAAGUACAAUCAAAGAAGAAUUAACAAACGGUAAUGAACAUAUUUACGCAAAUGUGCAAGAAAUGGAACUAGAAAGCCGGCGGCAAGGCCAACCUCCUGUUCCAGAUUCUACCAAUGAAGCAGUAAGAGAUAUGGGAAGUGGAUGGUACGAGUAUCUGACGCAAGCCGGAAGACCGUACUUCUGCAAUCACGAAACAGGUGAAUGUCGUUGGAAACCGCCUCGGUUUUUGAAACCGCCGUUAGAAAUUGUUACAUCAUUAAAUGGUAUUGUUUACCAGCAAGAGAUUCCAGCUGGUACAGCGAUAGAGCCUGGAAAUAAUAUUUCAGCAUCAUCCUCAGAAUCUCAUACAAACAUAUCUGCACUUUGUUUUGCAAAGCCAGGCGAUAGCAGCAGUGGUGAGAAUAGCAAAUCAGGUACGAUUCGUUCAACAUUAAGCGUUCGUAAUAAAAUUCUGGAAAAGCGGAUGUCAGUACAAGCAAUUACCCAAGAGCUCGAAGCUGUGGCCGCUGCAAACAUUCACUCGAAUGAAAAUAUUGGGGCUGAUUCAGUUUCUUAUUUCAUCCCAAAGAUUGUCGGUGUGGAGUCAUGCUCAAACAGUUCUAAUCGUAUAUUGUCAAAAAAUAUCACUCAUAAAUCAAUUAAAUGUGGUACGCUGGAAAAGUGUAAGGUAGCAGAUGCAGGAGUGAAACUCAAGAAAAAAGAAUGGUCAUCAUGUUAUCUUUUUCUUUCAUCUGCUCACAUUAUAUUUUAUAAAGACGAACGAAGUGCUGAGAAAUCAGGACGGCACUAUGAAGCACCUUUGGGCAUGUGUGACCUUCGUGGAGCAACAGUACAGUGGGUUGACGAAAAGGAUAAACGUAGAAAGCACAUUUUUCUGCUUGAGCUGACGGAUGGUACGAUUUAUUACUUCAGUACUUCAAACACACAGGAUGUAAAUGGCUGGUUUCACGCUAUGCGUCAAGUUGUGUCGAAACUGCCGCGUCCUGACAUUUGUCCAACACCAGUUUUGGAAGGUAGAGUCUCUGCUGGCUUAAUACGCAAUUCAAGCAAUUUGUCAUAUUCUGCAGGAUCGCUGAGCACUGGUCAAGUGCGAAGGUCAUUUAAGAAAUCGAAAUGCUCAGGAAAAGAUGCAACAUUACCAAGUGAUGAUAAGAAGCGCAAUGAAAUUGAAGAAAUAAGGCUAACUCGUGAAACAAUCAUUGAAAAACUGAAACGCUUUUUUCGUUCGAGGCCAUCCAUAGAAAGUUUAAAGGAGAAAGGCAUUUAUAAACCAGAAUCCGUUUUUGGAAGUACAUUAGCUGCAAUUUGUCAUCAUGAGCAAUCCACAGUUCCGCGUUUCAUUCAGUUAGUUACGGAAGUAAUAGAAUCUAAAGGUCUUGACACAGACGGUCUUUAUCGAGUGAGUGGAAAUCUUUCAUCAAUCCAAAGGAUUCGUUGUCAAGUUGACCAAGAAAAAUAUAUUGCUUUACUGGCAGAAGAUGACGUUCAUGUUUUAACAGGCGCUUUAAAAUUGUUUUUUCGAGAACUUUCAGAACCCAUAUUUCCAGCUAAUUUGGCAAAAGAUUUUAUCUAUGCUAACCGAUUGCCGAAAGGAGAAGGAAAGUUGAAAUCAUUUGAUGAAUUGUUGAAUAGAUUACCAUUAAUAAAUAGAGAAACUCUCAAAGUUUUAUUUGGUCAUCUUAUACGGGUUGCGAACCAUGCAGAUAAAAACCGGAUGGAAAUCCAUAAUUUGGCAAUCAUGUUUGGUCCAUCCCUCUUUAGCAGUGGUAGUGGCGAGAUGAAUGGAGAUAAUAAAAAAACGGGUAACUCGAAAAAAGGAAAGGGUUCUGACAAGAAGACGAAGCCGAAACCGAUUGGUGUGCAAAGCAAUUCGCAUCUCGCUUAUAAUAUGAUUAUGCAGGGUCAAACUGUAGAAUACCUUCUAAAAGAGUUUAAGAGAUUUCCAUCGAUGCAGUCUCAUCAGCAAUGA